GGCAACCUGGGGACCACCAAUAGGAUGCUCAGCCGGAGGUGGCCCUGCGCGUGACGCAGCGGUGCUCGGAGGCAGGGGGCGUAGGGGCCGGGCUGUCCGGCGCUUUAGCUUAGCAGGCGACGUUGCGGGCCCUGGGCGCCAGGAGAGCUUCCCGGAGUCGACCUUCCUGCUGGCUGCUCUGUGACCGCUUCCCGGCUCUGCCCUCUUGGCCGAAGUGCCCGCUGCCGGGCGCGGGCCUCAGACAAUACAAUGGUGGGUGAAGAGAAGAUGUCUCUAAGAAACCGGCUGUCAAAGUCCAGGGAAAAUCCUGAGGAAGAUGAAGACCAGAGAAACCCUGCAAAGGAGUCCCUAGAGACACCUAGUAAUGGUCGAAUUGACAUAAAACAGUUGAUAGCAAAGAAGAUAAAGUUGACAGCAGAAGCAGAGGAAUUGAAGCCAUUUUUUAUGAAGGAAGUUGGCAGUCACUUUGAUGAUUUUGUGACCAAUCUCAUUGAAAAGUCAGCAUCAUUAGAUAAUGGUGGGUGCGCUCUCACAACCUUUUCUGUUCUUGAAGGAGAGAAAAACAACCAUAGAGCGAAGGAUUUGAGAGCACCUCCAGAACAAGGAAAGAUUUUUAUUGCAAGGCGCUCUCUCUUAGAUGAACUGCUUGAAGUGGACCACAUCAGAACAAUAUAUCACAUGUUUAUUGCCCUCCUCAUUCUCUUUAUCCUCAGCACACUUGUAGUAGAUUACAUUGAUGAAGGAAGGCUGGUGCUUGAGUUCAGCCUCCUGUCUUAUGCUUUUGGCAAAUUUCCUACCGUUGUUUGGACCUGGUGGAUCAUGUUCCUGUCUACAUUUUCAGUUCCCUAUUUUCUGUUUCAACAUUGGGCCACUGGCUAUAGCAAGAGUUCUCAUCCGCUGAUCCGUUCUCUCUUCCAUGGCUUUCUUUUCAUGAUCUUCCAGAUUGGAGUUCUAGGUUUUGGACCAACAUAUGUUGUGUUAGCAUAUACACUGCCACCAGCUUCCCGGUUCAUCAUUAUAUUCGAGCAGAUUCGUUUUGUAAUGAAGGCCCACUCAUUUGUCAGAGAGAACGUGCCUCGGGUACUAAAUUCAGCUAAGGAGAAAUCAAGCACUGUUCCAAUACCUACAGUCAACCAGUAUUUGUACUUCUUAUUUGCUCCUACCCUUAUCUACCGUGACAGCUAUCCCAGGAAUCCCACUGUAAGAUGGGGUUAUGUCGCUAUGAAGUUUGCACAGGUCUUUGGUUGCUUUUUCUAUGUGUACUACAUCUUUGAAAGGCUUUGUGCCCCCUUGUUUCGGAAUAUCAAACAGGAGCCCUUCAGCGCUCGUGUUCUGGUCCUAUGUGUAUUUAACUCCAUCUUGCCAGGUGUGCUGAUUCUCUUCCUUACUUUUUUUGCCUUUUUGCACUGCUGGCUCAAUGCCUUUGCUGAGAUGUUACGCUUUGGUGACAGGAUGUUCUAUAAGGAUUGGUGGAACUCCACGUCAUACUCCAACUAUUAUAGAACCUGGAAUGUGGUGGUCCAUGACUGGCUAUAUUACUAUGCUUACAAGGACUUUCUCUGGUUUUUCUCCAAGAGAUUCAAAUCUGCUGCCAUGUUAGCUGUCUUUGCUGUAUCUGCUGUAGUACACGAAUAUGCCUUGGCUGUUUGCUUGAGCUUUUUCUAUCCCGUGCUCUUCGUGCUCUUCAUGUUCUUUGGAAUGGCUUUCAACUUCAUUGUCAAUGAUAGUCGGAAAAAGCCGAUUUGGAAUGUUCUGAUGUGGACUUCUCUUUUCUUGGGCAAUGGAGUCUUACUCUGCUUUUAUUCUCAAGAAUGGUAUGCACGUCAGCACUGUCCUCUGAAAAAUCCCACAUUUUUGGAUUAUGUCCGGCCACGUUCCUGGACUUGUCGUUACGUGUUUUAGAAGCUUGGACUUUGUUUCCUCCUUGUCACUGAAGAUUGGGUAGCUCCCUGAUUUGGAGCCAGCUGUUUCCAGUUGUUACUGAAGUUAUCUGUGUUAUUUGGACCACUCCAGGCUUUACAGAUGACUCACUCCAUUCCUAGGUCACUUGAAGCCAAACUGUUGGAAGUUCACUGGAGUCUUGUACACUUAAGCAGAGCAGAACUUUUUUUGUGGGGCUGGGUAGGGGGAGAAGGCCGACUAACAGCUGAAGUAAUGACAGAUUGUUGCUGGGUCAUAUCAGCUUUAUCCCUUGGUAAUUAUAUCUGUUUUGUUUCUUGACUCCGUCCAAUCAGAGAAUAAACAUCAUAGUUUCUUGGCCACUGAAUUAGCCAAAACACUUAGGAAGAAAUCACUUAAAUACCUCUGGCUUAGAAAUUUUUUCAUGCACACUGUUGGAAUGUAUGCUAAUUGAACAUGCAAUUGGGGAAGAAAAAAUGUAGAAUGAUUUUUGCUAUUUCUAGUAGAAAGAAAAUGUCUGUUUUCCAAAGAUAAUGUUAUACAUCCUAUUUUGUAAUUUUUUUGAAAAAAGUUCAAUGUUCAGUUUUCCUUAGUUUUUACCUUGUUUUCUCUAUAGGUCAUGAUUUCUGUGAAGCAAAAAGAUGCCUUUUACCAUGAAUUCUUGAGUUUACAUCAAUAAUAUUGUAUAUUAAGGGGAUCAGAAGUAGGAAGGAAAAAAUAAGAGAUAGCAGAGGAAAAAGAAAAACAUUUCCUCUUAUAACUUCUGAAGUAAUUUGUAAAAAAGAUUUGUAGAGUCAAUCAUGUGUUUAAAUUAUUUUAUCACAAACUUAACAUGGAAGAUAUUCCUUUUUAACUUUAUGGUAACUUCUUUGAAGUUAUUUAGAAAUAUCCUUUGGAACAAUUAUUUUAUUGUCUAAUAAAUAUUGACUUCUCUUGAA
Pan troglodytes (chimpanzee) is the source of this 2837-nucleotide messenger RNA. It is a transcript of the gene SOAT1, whose product is annotated as sterol O-acyltransferase 1. Bases 250 to 1902 code for a protein of 550 amino acids. Gene Ontology annotation, biological process: cholesterol homeostasis; cholesterol metabolic process; cholesterol efflux. The record is from RefSeq and is a predicted model, not a curated record. Gene Ontology annotation, cellular component: endoplasmic reticulum membrane. The transcript is spliced from 16 exons. Gene Ontology annotation, molecular function: cholesterol binding; fatty-acyl-CoA binding; cholesterol O-acyltransferase activity. NCBI's taxonomy places the organism in Eukaryota, Metazoa, Chordata, Mammalia, Primates, Hominidae.